AUGGAGAACAACGAACAGCCUUUGCCCGUUUUUCCCGGCGGUUCGCUUGAAGAUUAUCAAGUGUGGAUGACCGAAUUGACGGACGAGCAGAGGGCGAGGUUCAACGAGGUGAACGAGAGGGCACUCGAGCAGCGACGUUGGGAGGCCGCGGAAGAGGCUGCGGAGCAGCGCCGGCUGGCCGAGGAGGCCGCCCACCAGGCCGCUCUCGAGCGAGCCCAACGAGAGCGGGAUGCUCUCGCUACUGCAAGGGCCCAGAUCAGGACCUUGCUCAACGUCCCGGCUCACCAGGCCUUGGUGAGGGAGAUGUUGGCUGCGGAGGGGUUCACUAUCACCCCCAUCCGCUCCACCCGCCUGUUAGAGAUCGACGCAGCCGAGACGCGGGACGCGCCGAGACGCGUUCCGGCGGGCCACCCCGAGGGCGGACUCCGCCAUGUGUACUCCUACCCUCGCCUCUCUCCCGCUCACUUGUCCGGUGGACCGACCCGGAGCACCAGCCCGGCGGACUCGCCGCCGUAA
Messenger RNA from Filobasidium floriforme, 516 nucleotides. RefSeq lists its product as uncharacterized. The transcript is spliced from 6 exons. Bases 1 to 516 code for a protein of 171 amino acids. Lineage: Eukaryota; Fungi; Basidiomycota; Tremellomycetes; Filobasidiales; Filobasidiaceae. The record is from RefSeq and is a predicted model, not a curated record.